GUAGCGCGCCACAUGAUGCCCGAGCUGGGAUGUGCGCCCAACGCGUUCUCCCACUCCACCGUCCUCAAGGGGCUGUGUGACGACGGGCGGAGCUUAGAGGCGCUCGAGCUGCUCCGCACGUUGGUGAGGAACAGAGAUGAAAUCGACGUGGUGGCGUACACCAUUGUCAUCAGAGGCCUCUUUAAGGAAGAUAAAGUGGAAGAAGCCGUCAAGCUGUUCGAUGAAAUGCGUAACCAGGGGAUUUCACCGAAUGUGAUCACGUACCUCUCGAUCAUCGACAAACUGUGCAAGGUCGGAUCAGUUGACAAAGGCCAAGGGGGUCCUUCAACGGAUGGUCGACGAAGGUGUUGCCCCAGAUUGUUCAGUGUAUACUAGCCUGAUCAAUGGGCACGCCAUAUCAGGACAGUGGAAAGGGGCUGUUAUGAUGUUCAAAGAGAUGAUUGGCAAGGGUAUUAAACCGCAUGUCAUCACUUACAAUUCAUUAAUCAGGGCUCUGUGCAAGCACAGAAAAUGCAGUGAAGCUAGGAAAGUUUUUGAUUAUUUAAUCAAGAGUGGUGAAAAGACUGAUGUUACCACAUAUGGCAUUCUGCUUCAUGGGUAUGCCUUACAUGGAUCUCUUGCUGAUGUGCAAAACAUAUUGGAGAUGAUGUUAAGGAAUGGUAUUGAGCCUGAUGAAUAUGUGUUUGGCAGCUUGCUAUUUGCAUAUGCUGUUCAUGGAAAUGCUGACGAAGCAAUGCUUGUGCUUACUGAUAUGCGGGAGCACGUAUUUAGCCUUAAUGUGGUUCACUAUGGAACAAUAAUAAAUGUUCUGUGCAAAACAGGCAGGAUGGAGGAUGCUAUGUCCCAAUUCAACCAGAUGAUUCAUGAAGGAGUGCGUCCUAACUGUGUGGCCUAUACUUUAUUGGUGCAGGGUUUUUGCAUAUGUGGCAAUUGGAAGAAAGCAAAGGAAUUAAUUUUUGACAUGAUACAUAGAGGUGUUCAUCCUGAAGCCAAACGUUUUACUUUAGUCAUACUGAAUCUAUGCAGGGAAGGAAGGCUUGAAGAAUUCCAAAAACUCUUCGACCUAUUUAUAAGUGUAGGUGAGAAACCUAACAUUGUUAUGUAUGGCGCACUCAUAGAUGGGUAUUGCUUAUCUAGGAAAGUGGAAAAGGCAACAGCAUUGUUUGAUGCUUUUGUCUCUAGGGGCUUUAAACCCAAUUCUGUCAUCUAUGGUUCUCUAAUUAAUGGUUAUUGUAAAAGUGGGAGGAUAGAUGAUGCAUUGACUCUGUUCAGAGAAAUGUUGAGCAAGGAAAUUAAGCCAACUGUUAUCACAUAUGGCAUUAUACUGGAUGGGCUGUUUAAAGCUGGUAGAACUAAUGCUGCGUUGGAGCAAUAUCACAAGACGAUUGAAAGUGGAUUGAAGUUUAAUCUCAUUAUCUGUAAUACAAUUCUAGGAGGACUCUGUAAGAAUAAUUUUGCUGGUCAAGCCCUCAUCAUAUUUCAAGAACUACUUUCUAUGAAUUUUCAUCUUGAGAUUCUUACUUACUAUAUUAUGAUUGAUGGCUUGCUUUGUGCUGGUAAAAGGAAAGAAGCCAAGGAUGUUUUUGCUGCAAUAUCAACCAACGGUUUGGAACCUGAUGCUAGCAUAUACAGAUUAAUGAUAACAACUCUUAUAGAAGAUGGGUUAUUAGAAGAGGCUGAUGAGCUGUUCUUAUCAAUGGAGAACAAUGGUCAUGCUGCUGACUCACGUAUGCUAAAUGAUAUUGUUAGGAUAUUAUUGGAAAAAGGGGAGGUGCUCAAGGCUGGAACUUACCUCUUGAAGAUUGAUGAGAAGAAUUUAUCCCUUUAUUCUUCCACCACUCAAGCUCUGAUAUCUCUUUUCUCAGAUGGUAAGCAUGAGGAGCAGAAAAAGUUGCUUCCUGAGAAAUAUCACUAUUUCAGUGAAGACUGAAUGACUGGAACAUUUUAUCUGCAACUGAAUCCUACUUGGAUACUGUUGGUGUAUGUUGAGCCCAUGUAUAGAGGCCCAUGUAUAGAAACUAUAUAUCCCACCCUUCUAGGGUUUGGAGGAAUACAUCUCAUUAUUCUCUC
Molecule: messenger RNA, 2070 nt
Organism: Panicum virgatum (switchgrass)
Lineage: Eukaryota; Viridiplantae; Streptophyta; Magnoliopsida; Poales; Poaceae
Product: protein Rf1, mitochondrial-like
Exons: 1
Coding region: 332-1930 (532 amino acids)
Molecular function (GO): protein binding
Source: RefSeq, a predicted model, not a curated record